GGUUUUUUGGUUUUGAUAUAGGUAUUUCUGUAACAUCUAUUAUCACUCUGGUAGCUGGAUGAUAUAGCUUAAAUAAAUCUGGCAUAUAAUCAUAACUAGUAACUGACUAGGCCAAAUAUCUAUUUUUAUAUAAAACUGUGAUUUCCAUUAUUAUUACAACGGAUUUCCGCCCAGCGAGGCAUUUUUGGAGAAAGAAUUAAUGUUUUAUCUUGUUUUGUAAUAAUGAAGUAGGGGAUUUGACGUUUGUUUACAUUUGUUAUGAAUCAUGCGAUGCCAUCGCCACUAGCGGCAAAGUUUGGCAGUUUUCUCCUCCAUUGCCAAGUGCCACAACAUAUUAUUGCACUAUGUAGAGUGAUAGCCUGUGGCACUGCGUAUCGGACCAUAGCUAUGCUAUAUACUUGGACUGUGAUAUGUCAAUUGCCAAAAGCGUUCGCUUAAAGAAUUUGAAACGUCUGUCAACUUUGUUGUUUUGUUUACUCCAAAGACCGAAACAUUCUGAAUAAAUAAUAUUAAAUAAUGGAGGUGAUGACUGAUGACCAAUUGACAAUAUAGUAUUUUGUAAUAAAAUUCAAAUAUUUUGUCGUAAUUAAACUUAAUUUGUAACCAACAGAAUUCUGAGUGAACCUUACAUAUACGAAAAAAACAAUACAAUUAAUUAAGACAAUGAGAUUGUAGAAGACAAAUAUGAUCAUAUAACGCAGAAUUUUCAGCUUGUUUUUCAUAUAUCAACAAUAUGACUCGGAACCCUCGCCAUGUAUCGUAUGAGCAAAUUAAAGCAGUAGUUGAAUUUAUGGGACGGCACGUAGAUUUAGCAAGCGGUUCGCUACGCACACUCCAAGAUCGACAUUUGAAUAGAAAACUCUGGAAUGAGCUUUCGAAUAUCGUAAAUAAUAUGCAAACUGGUACCAAGAAGACAGCAGAUGGUUGGAGAAAGUACUGGAAUGAUUUCAAGAAUAAGCUUAAAAGAAAGGUGAUUUUAAUAAAUCGUAAAUAUUCAAGCUAUAGACCUAAUUUAAAGCCACUGAAUAAGCUGGAGAGACAAAUAUUGGAAAUUUUAGGACCUGACUUUGCCAAGGCAGGGUAUCAUUCAGAAAAACAUAGGGCCAUAAAUCACCGUCUACCAAAAGUUAAGUUGGAAGAACACAAUUUUGAGAUAGGUGGCAAUGUUAAUGAAUCCAGUGACAAAUUAAGUGAUAGUGAAAAAAAUGAAAGUGAGGCAGGUGAGAGUGCUGAUGAAGUAUCUGAGCCUGACAACAAUAUGAUGCAACUACAAAAUAUAUAUCCAAAGUGGUUAAUAGAAAUAGAAAAAAAGAGGACAGACAUUGAUUUAAGAAGAGCAAAAGCUGAAGAAAAACAGGCUGACAUUGCAGCUCAAAAUGCAGAAACAGCUAGAAGCCAAGUGGAAGCCUUAAGAAAGCUUACUGAUGCUGUAUCUGCACAAGCAGAAGCCAUUUUAAGAAUUGCUUCUGUAUUAGAAAGUAAAAUUCACCCUAUUGAGGAUGCUCUUGCUUUGUGAAAAUGUAUUUUAGAUAGAUAUAGCUUAAGUUCAGAGAUGCAUCUGCCACACAUUUUUAACUAGCAUGUGCAUAAUUUUUUA
This is a messenger RNA of Pieris brassicae (large cabbage white), 1597 nucleotides long. RefSeq lists its product as uncharacterized. The transcript is spliced from 5 exons. The coding region runs from base 734 to 1516 and encodes 260 amino acids. NCBI's taxonomy places the organism in Eukaryota, Metazoa, Arthropoda, Insecta, Lepidoptera, Pieridae. The record is from RefSeq and is a predicted model, not a curated record.